CGAUUACUGGAAAAUGACGUUAUUUCAUCACUGUAAGUAGGUACCGAUAUGUUCAGGUUCAGCUCAAUUACGGUUUGAGUGUGUCUAUUGGAGUUGUUCAGGUGCUUUUUUCAUGAAAGGACAGAUGAAAAUUUUCGUACUUCUUUUACUCGGACCUUACGUAACCGGAACAAUCAAUUAUGCGAGAUAUGAAGUCCUCCGGACCAAACCUGUAACGUACCAAGAUUUAAAACUAAUGAAACAAUUCGUUGAAAUGGCACCACUCUCUAACUUUUGGACAGAUCCCAACCAUGUUGGCGACAUUGAUGUUAUGGUUCCACCGGAACUGAAGAGAGAAUUUAAGGAAUUUUUGAGUUCUAGAAAUAUUGAAUGGGAAGUACUCAUAGAAGACGUCCAAAAACUCAUGGAUAUUGAGAGAGGUCAUAGUAAUGCUCACAGAUCGGAAUUUGGAUGGACACGAUACGCUUCAUUGGCUCAAAUAGAAUCGUGGUUAUACAGUUUAGCGAAAAAAUACAAACAAGUUGAAAUAAUAAUAGCUGGCACCACAUUCGAAAGAAGAAAUAUCACAGGCGUUCGCCUAUCUUAUUCCUGGGUAAACCAACACAGAGCAAUUUUCAUUGAAGCGAACAUCCAUGCUAGAGAGUGGAUAAGUUCAGCAGUAGCGACUUUCAUUCUUAAUCAAUUGUUGACGAGUAAAGAUCCAGCAAUCCGAAAAGAAGCUGAAAGAUACGACUGGUACAUCAUUCCAGUUGCGAAUCCAGAUGGCUACGCUUUUACACAUGAGGAGGAUCGAAUGUGGCGUAAAACGAGAUCGAAAUACUUUUGGCCGUGCAGAGGAGCUGAUCCCAAUAGAAACUGGGACAACCACUGGUCAGAGCUUGCAAUUAGCGUAUUUCCUUGCAGUAAUGUUUAUCCAGGUCCAAAGCCCUUCUCAGAAAUUAGCACCAGAACAAUGUCCGAAUACAUCCGGACAAUUGGGAAUAAGUUACUUGCCUAUUUGAGUUUUCACUCUUACGGUCAAGUAUUGGGUAUACCGUACGCUCACAGUCCUGAACCACUAGACAAUUUUAAUCUAACUUAUAGUAUAGGACUUGAGGCCGUCAAAAGCUUGGAAAAGCGAUAUGGCACGAAGUAUAAGGUCGGAAAUAUAUAUCAGACAAUGUAUCCAUGCUCGGGAAUUUCACUGGACUGGGUGAAAGCCACAUUUAAAACGCCAUUAGUUUACUUGUAUGAAUUGGGGCAUGUGAAAAAGUAUGGAUUUCUUGUUCCUCCCGACCAUAUCAUUCCAACGGGCCAGGAAACGUUGGAUUCUAUAGUUACUAUCCUCCAAAAAUAUAGAGAAAAAAUGAGUUGGUUCUGGUAAUGAAAAAGCUGCCCACAUACAUAAAAAUAUAUAUUGAUGAAUGAAACAUAAUUUAUAAUUAAAAAUGAACAAGUUUUUAGUGGA
Molecule: messenger RNA, 1447 nt
Organism: Coccinella septempunctata (seven-spotted ladybird)
Lineage: Eukaryota; Metazoa; Arthropoda; Insecta; Coleoptera; Coccinellidae
Product: zinc carboxypeptidase-like
Exons: 7
Coding region: 113-1363 (416 amino acids)
Biological process (GO): proteolysis
Molecular function (GO): zinc ion binding; metallocarboxypeptidase activity
Source: RefSeq, a predicted model, not a curated record